CACAUCUCAAUCUAUCACCUUUAACAGAUCAAACUCACCAUGGCAAAGCUUACAGUUCUUGCUGCUCUCUUCUUAGCUCUCUUGGCGUUCAACGAAGCCUCCACCAUCACAACCACCGUGACAACCACCACAAUCGACGACGAGGAGACCACCGGAAAGUCCCAACAAUGCCAGAAACAGGUGCAGGGCCGCCAAUUCCGCUACUGUCAGAAGUUAAUGAUGCAAAAAACCGAAAAAGUUUUCUUGAAUAUGGUGACCAGAAGCAACACCAACGAGAAGGAGGAGACACAACAAUGUUGCCAACAGUUGCAGAGCAUUAAUUCGAAAUGUGUGUGCGAUGCUGUCCGGGAAAUGAUGAUGAGAAUGAAGCAGAAGCAGCCAGGCGGUAGCCAGCAGGGUGAGCAAAUGGAGAUGAUGAUGAUGAUGAAAGCUGCAAAUCUUCCGGUUAUGUGCGGGAUAAGACAACAACCGUGCUCAAUGUUCUGAACAGUUCAUCAAAAUAAAAAAAUAAGUUAUUCAGAUCCAUGUGACUGAUCGUUUGUAAUAAUUGCACACCAUCGUGUGUAAAUAAUCAUGGAAUAAAAUCAAAAAAUUUCUAAA
Molecule: messenger RNA, 600 nt
Organism: Olea europaea var. sylvestris
Lineage: Eukaryota; Viridiplantae; Streptophyta; Magnoliopsida; Lamiales; Oleaceae
Product: 2S sulfur-rich seed storage protein 2-like
Exons: 1
Coding region: 40-486 (148 amino acids)
Molecular function (GO): nutrient reservoir activity
Source: RefSeq, a predicted model, not a curated record